Molecule: messenger RNA, 12361 nt
Organism: Acinonyx jubatus (cheetah)
Lineage: Eukaryota; Metazoa; Chordata; Mammalia; Carnivora; Felidae
Gene: DUSP22
Product: dual specificity phosphatase 22
Exons: 7
Coding region: 373-990 (205 amino acids)
Biological process (GO): transforming growth factor beta receptor signaling pathway; positive regulation of JNK cascade; protein dephosphorylation
Cellular component (GO): cytosol
Molecular function (GO): protein tyrosine/serine/threonine phosphatase activity
Source: RefSeq, a predicted model, not a curated record
UGCCCGAAGCCAGACUACAAGUCCCAGGGAGCCGGUCCGGCCAGGGAGGGGCGCUGGGGCGCCCAAGGGGCGUGCACUGGCAAAGUAAGACCAUUUCCCGGCAAGGGCGCCAGUGCCUCUGCUCUGCUCGUCCGGGAAGUCCGGGUCGGACGAGCGGAAAGCCUUAGAGUCCAGGCCGGCUCCCUGGAGCAAACCCAGUGGCCUGGAUCUCCCUGAUUAUUAUUAUUGUUGUUUAUACUGCGAGCACGAAAUUCUUCCCCAGGGCCUCCUCCCCAGCCCGCCCCACCUGCUCCUUCCUCCUCGUGUUGUAAUAUGCCUUUAGUGAGCCUGCGACCUCAUUACCAAGGGUGCUAGAGUUCGCAUUCAGCCACCAUGGGGAAUGGGAUGAACAAGAUCCUGCCUGGCCUAUACAUUGGCAACUUCAAAGAUGCCAGAGAUGCAGAGCAAUUGAGCAAGAACAAGGUGACACAUAUUCUGUCUGUCCACGAUAGUGCCAGGCCUAUGUUGGAGGGAGUUAAAUACCUGUGCAUUCCAGCAGCGGAUUCGCCAUCUCAAAACCUGACAAGACAUUUCAAAGAAAGUAUUAAAUUCAUUCACGAGUGCCGACUCAGGGGUGAGGGUUGUCUUGUACACUGCCUGGCUGGCGUCUCCAGGAGCGUGACUCUGGUGAUCGCAUACAUCAUGACUGUCACCGACUUUGGCUGGGAGGAUGCCCUGCACACUGUGCGUGCAGGGAGGUCCUGUGCCAACCCCAACCUGGGCUUCCAGAGACAGCUCCAGGAGUUUGAGAAGCAUGAAGUCCACCAGUACCGACAGUGGCUGAAGGAAGAAUAUGGAGAGAGCCCUUUGCGGGAUGCAGAAGAAGCCAAAAACAUUCUGGGUAAAUAUAAAGAGCAAGGGCGUGUGGAGUCCCAGCCUGGUACGAGGCGGUGGAGCAGCUUUCAGACCCUGCCUCCUCUGGCCUACAGCAACUAUACGACGGAGACCUAAUAACAGAGUGAUCUGGUGCCUGCCUUUCCAUCCCUUGUCUUCAGUGCAUUUCUGCUGGGUGCCCUGGAAUACUGACUGCCCCCAUGGAGGACAGGAGAGGGAGGGUGGCGAAGGUGGAUCCAGGCUUCUUCUCCAUGAACCCACCCCAGGCCCCUUCACUCAGCCAACUUCUGCCCUGCCUGAGCUUGGGGAGUCUGCUUGACUGCCCCGUACCAACUCAUGUGUGCACCUGUGUGCAGGCAAGUGUGCAUGUGUGCCCGUGAGCAUGAAUGUUCAUAUUGCAGCAACAGUAACAAAAUCCAUGCUGACAGCCUUGGUAUCACCACCCUUCCUUUUUCCAAGACUCCACAUGGAAGUCAUUUGAAGUUAACAUUUUAAAAGCUUCUCAGCCGGAAGCAGCCUGUGGCUGUGAGCAAACAGAAUCCAGGGUGGUCAUGGUGAGAGCAGCAGGAGUCCAGACUCCCUCCUGAGUGUUGUUCCAGGGGCCCUGGAAGACAGAGAAGGGGUGCUCUGAGCAUUGCCUCAAUCUUUCAGUGAAAGUGUCCCAGGCUGUGGCUCCUACCACCUCACGUCAAGACCCCCUUCUCAGCCCAUCAUAUCCCUGAGUUCUACUUAGUGUUUGUUCUUGGUGGCACUGACUAUAUUUAAGUUCCAUGGGGAGACCAACCACUUCAACCCAGGCUGUAUGCCCAGAGCGCCCUUCCUUUCUACUCCUGUCCAGCUUCACUUGCUCUCAACCUCUUGUUCUCUUGCUGUUAGCACUCUGCAAGGGCCUCUUUGCAACAUUUGCAUGCAUCUUCAGGAAUUGGGAAGAGCAUUUAUUAGGCACUGUAGCAAGUUUGCAUUUAAAAAUACAUUUUAAAAUGCCUGAGCACUUAUUAAGCACUUUUGUGUAUGCUGUGGAUUUGAUAUUCGACCUCAGCUACCUCAUUAAAUGUUUUUUGAAAAGGUGUUUUCGUUACUGUAAUCAACUCAUAGUUGAAAAUGUUUGGUCAUGAUUGCUUUUGAAGCCAAAGUACAAAAGCAUCAGUAUCAAUGGGCUAUUUAAAAUUUUUGACUGGAGCUCCAAUGAUGCUUUCUAGUGGGUAAAAUUUCACAUUCAGGCCGAGGCCAGCAGGCCUGGAGAAUGUCUGCAGUUUGCAGCGUGGCGCAGCAGGAAUCUUGGAAUGCUGCGAGCAAUCUCGUGGUUCAGUCUUUUAUACCACCUCAAAUUGUUUAAACACACAAAGCCACAAGAAUGAAAAAGUAUGCUUGGCCUCUCCCAGAAAAGAUGUUGCAACCCAGUUUCUCCAAAUUCCACCAACAAAAGAGCCCCUGAAUAAGAAGAGCAGUUUUCCUGUGCAUAUAGAAGGUAUGUCACAGGUGAGCUCUUUGGGGACCAGAGAAAACUCUACACACCCACAUAGGCCCCUGAUAUACACUGGGAAAGGGAAGCGUGGCCAUGGACUUUUCCAUCUACAGCUGAAAUAAUUUGUCUAUAAGGUACAUUUUUUUUUCUUAAACCAAAAAGAAAUGUGAAUAUGUUCACAGAAAUAAUAUUUAGGAUAUCAGCUGGAAUCCUUAAAUAUGUGUGUACAUUUAUGAACAUCUAAAUGUAUUCUUAUAGGUCUUAAAAUGUUGCUUUAAUAUUUGUUGCCAGUAAUAUUCUUUCUCCACAGCCACUCCAAGAAUUCUGAAGUACUGGGCCUUUCUCAGAAGACUGUAAUGUACCUGAAGUUUCUGAAAUAUUGCAAAGCCACAGAGCUUAAGGCUGGUGCUGCCAAAAAGAAAAGCAACCUAGAGUUUAUUUUUAAGUAUCCAGAAGUGAUUUGUAAACUUGUUUUUCAUUUUAAAUUGACUACAUGUGCGAUGGUGGUGAUAUAUGUUGAGAACUAAGGGUACUCUUUUAGCAAGAGAAAAUAUUUUUACCUUAAUUCCACUGCUGCAUCAAUUUCUUUAACCUUAACUUUGAUGUUUAAGCAAUUUUUUUAAAUGUUUGUUUAUUUUUGAUAGAGAUGGAGACAGAAUGCGAGUGGGUUAGGGGCAGAGAGAGAGGGAGAUGCAGAAUCUGAAGCAGGCUCCAGGCUCCGAGCUGUCAGCACAGAGCCUGAUGCGGGGCUCAAACUCAUGAGCUGUGAGAUCAUGACCUGAGCAAAGUUGGACACUCAACCGACUGAGCCACCCAGGCGCCCCAUGUUUAAGCAAUCUGAAGAGCCCUGCUGCACUGCUUUGGCUACUAUUUAGUAAUCAUGAUUGCUUCUCAUGAGAAUUACGCUGUGUAAACUCUGCCCAUAUGUUCUUCAAUUCCCCAGCUUGGGACAUAUCUCUUGGUGUGUGUUUCACCCAUGGUUUGCCUUCUCCAUGGUGGAAUUUACCAAGAGCUACACAUUUUUGUUAACAAAAGGCAACCUAGCAUUUAACUUCAUGGGCAAUGCAUUCUUCCUGAGGUGAGGGGUGGACACUGUAUAUGUUUCUGCCUAUGAGGGUCAUGAUACAGGAUUGGAGCCUGCUCUCAUAGCAGUAAUGCUGGUUUAAUUGCAGAGACAAUGAAAAGUAAAUUAAUUUCACCAUGAGAGAAAAAUUGAUCUUCAAUGUGAACAGAAAGAAAUUCAUAAAUUGGACUUAUAGUUUGUUUGCACACGUGUGAGAACUGAAUAUUUGGCACCCCUGGAAUUAUUGCACUUAUCUCAGGGGUGUGCAGCCCAGGUACUCCAUGAUCAUUUGCUGCACAUUGUUGAAUGCAGUUUAUUCUGAUUCCGUAUUCAGCUUUUAAUUUGAAGAAACACACACUGGCCUAAAGAGCAAUUUAAGUCAAUUUCCUAAAUUUUCCAUUUCUAAAUCCAGGGUAGAAGGAAGGAAAUUUGACUUUUUAGUCUAAGGAUAGGGUUGGCUUGAACUAAGGGCAGGUGAACACAGGAGCUGAUGUACCUGGACCCUUUAACUGUAGGUGGCAGGCUUGACCUGUGUUCUGAGUUUCUGCUUCAACCAGGGAGGGGCUCAGGAAAGGGGCUGGGAGCUGUGUGUUGGGAUGAAGAGGACCCUCUGUACUGGCAACAGCCCCUGAUGGGUGUGAGAUGAUACACAGUGAUCAGUUUGGGUCAUUAAAAUGCUUAUUCUGACUCAGCAGGCCUGCCUGAAUGUAGUACAGGUAAUCUAGUUGUAGGAACCUUUGAGUACUCCCAUGUGUCAUACUUAAAAGCCCCAAGAUGUUUCCACUUCCCACUUGUGAGGAUAUGCCAGAGCCUUGUCUCUGGAAAACUCAGGGAAAAUGGCCAAGGCUGAACACAGAGCCUCAGGAAGACCUCUGUUCUGUGUGUAGGACAUGAGGCGGCAGAAUUAGGAAAACAGGUUUGCUGGCAGUGGCCCCAAUCCAAUAGGGUCACCCACCCCUUGCAGCCUGACAUCCUUUCCUGUCCACUUCUUGCUAUAGGAUGAGAUCUGGCACCAACAAUAAUCAUCUAAUAAUUGGUGUUCUGUGGGUUACAAAGUAUCACUGCAAAGCUUUAUAAACCCACAGUCAGGGUUAUUCAUUUGAGUCUCAAAGAGGCUAAGAAAUACACUGGAAAGUGAAAAUGUUAGUGCUUCUUUGCCUGAAUCUGGAUCUUUUGAUCCCAAAUCAGUGGGUAAAGUGAGAGAGAGGGGCUGAGCCACCUCUGGGCUUUGCACUUAGAAGUUUGUGAGCCUCUAAUGAGGGCUAAGGGAGAACAAGCACCCCUGUAGCAAAGCUGCAUGGCUACUGAAGCCAGAACCUCUAUUUGCUUCUCCCCUUUUCUCCCUGGAGAGUUUGUUUUGAUCCCCAUUAAUGGUGUUGACAGGAAAAUUGACAAUUACAGAGUAAGUCCUAAGGACUAGUAUAGGUGCUCCCAAAAUGUGUGGGAAAGGGAAACACCAUUCCAGUUUUGGGGUGAGUUAGGCAGUGUUCAGGGAAGGUAUCUUGGAAAAAGUGAUACCUAAUUUGAGACUUGAAGCUUAAGUGCUAGAAUUAGCUGGGCAUAGUGGGAGGAAAGGGAGUCCAGGCCCAGGCUCAGCAUGCAUGUUAAGUUGGUGGCAUGAGGGAACACAGUGCACUGGGGUGACCCCAAGUCAUUGUGUAAACUAAAGCAAGAACCAAGGGGUGGGCAUUUGUGGUAAGUGGUACAGACAAAGCUGCACACACAAGCAAAGACUCAGCUGGCCAAGGUGAUACCAUUGCUUAGUGUCUGUUGUAUAAUAACUGGUUUACUUCUUAUACCAGCCCUUGGAGCUGAUCAACCUCAGAGGUCAGGUGCCCUGCCAGCUUUCCACAGACUGAUUCUUGAGCUUGGAACCUCAUGAGCAGCAUGAGUACCAUUAUGCAGAUAUAAUGGGUAUAAUGGGUGGGGGCUCAUUGAAUGUGCUGGAGCAAGCAGGAACCAUGGUUGGUGUGUAGGUGGAGAAUUAAGGCGGGGGGUGGCAGUCAGGGGGCAGCUGUUAUGUCAUCCAGGUGAUUGAAACUAGUGCCCUGAACAGGGUCAUGGUGGUAGAGAUGAAAAGGGACAAAGGAGGCAAAUAGAUUUGGGAUUGAGGGAGGUUGGGGAGGGAGAAGCAAAUGCUCUUAGUAUUGGGAUGAACAUGGGGGACUAUGGGUUUUGUGGCCUUGCCACUCUGGAAUCUUCCAACACAGUGGUUCUUUGUACCAGUAUCCUCCUUCCCCAUGAUGAUUGUUUGUAGGAUCUGAAAUGUCAAGGUUAGAUUUAAGGGGGCUGCCAGACCUAGGACCUCCAAAGGCAGUCAUCCCAGCUUUGCAGAUUAGGGCCUCAAGUUUAUCCGUGUACACAGGACAGACUCCCUGGAAUAGACUCAUGACAAUUAAUGUGGAAUUCAAAUGUCCAGUUUCAUAAUUUAUCAUGAAAAAUAAAGUAGCUUUAUGAAAACCAAUUUUAUUCACUAGACUAUCUCUUUCAUUAUCAAGAUUUGUGAGGGAAGCCAAAUUAGUCAUUAGGCAUUGUCUUGUGAGAUGGACAUGGAGCUAAGAGCCUUAGUGGUGUGCAGGGAGUAAUCCUGAUCUGGCAUCCCCCAUGAUUGGAGUGCUUUUCCCAUAACAUGCUUGAGUGGUGUUUCUGCCAGGCUCCUGCUUUGCUUCCUGAAGUCACUUUUCCAGGGUCUAGCAGACUACCCAGUUUAUAUACUUUUUUUUUUCCCCAAGGUUUAAAUCACGUUUUUUAGAGCACCUUCAUUAACCUUGGGUAUUCUUGUGUGUCUUCAAAAGCAUUUAUGCUUUUCCGUGAAGAUGAGUUCCCACUAGUGGCUUUUUUAUUUAUUAGGUGCUUGUUCUUUCUAGUUUCUGUCUCAGCAGGGAACCCCAUUUCCAACUUCUGGGGCUUCUUUGUGUUACUCAUGCACAGAGACAGCCUAUAAAUUCUGGUGAUUUGUGUGCAUAUGUGUGUGCACAUACACCUGUGUUUUUUUGGUUUUUAGUUUUUAGAGAAAUCUUUAACUUUCAGGAGAGUCUUGCGUACAACAACAAAGGUACUUGAACUCGGGUACCCUAGAUGGCAGGUACCUGGAACACCCAGGGAAAUGUCAGAGCUCAUGUUGCACAACCAGAGCUGAUCACAAAGGGCUGCUCUUUGCACCAGUAUCUAGUCAUAAAAAUAGGGAACACACUAAAAUUCAAAACCCUGUGAUCCCACACUAGAUGACUCCUCCCAUCCUGGCCCUAAGUUAUUAAUAAUUUUAUUAAGAAUGUGCUUUCAACACGCUUAUAUUUAUAUAUGUACUUAACAAGAAAUCACCAAGACUUCAGAGGGAAGUUCCUCUUCCCUUUCCUUUUUAUUGCCCAGAGAAAGGGAGAAACUGAGAAGCAAAAAAAAAAAAAAGCUGCCUUUGAUUUGUAACUGAAGGCUUGAGCAUGUCAGUCAUUCCCUUAGGAUUUAGUAGGGGUCUCCUUAAACCUUGGGCUCAUCAAGACCGUCAUGGACUUGGAUUCAUAUAACACAAUGGCCACAUUUCAUCAUGCAGAGAGAUCUUGACACUUUGCUCUUAUUUUCCUACCCCUGCUAUAGAUCUUGAGACCUGUCACUGCAAUAACAGUACAUAAUUAGUUAAGCCAGUACCAAAAUUAGUAAUCAAAAUUAGUAUCUAUUUUGCAGCUUAGGCUUAACCACCUAAUAAGCAUCUGACUAAAGGUUACAAGUGCUGUGUCUGUGUCUCUUUCCAUCUGGGGAAAGAAUUGCCAGUACGUUUUUGAACAUCUGCAAGUUUGGGUUUAUUUUGACUCUGGAUAUCUUAUGCAAACUGUUGAUCAAGAGUUAGUAAUUUGCAGUUAAUUUUCCUGAAGCUUCUAGUUCAGUUAUUAGAGUCUGGUGUCAAAAGAGCUAUUUUAGCAGGUGACUGAAAUUACUAGGCAGUUCAUUCUGAGUGUGGUGUUCACUGUUUAUUUAGAAGUAGGGUUAAGAGAAGAUGUUUUAGGUAGGAUUAUACCUGAUCAUAGCCUUUACACAAAAGCCUAUUUAAGAAAGCUGGAGAGAGGGGGAAAAAUAAAACUGAUUUUUACAGGGUUAACAAUUCCUUCUAGGAAUAAUGUCACUUGCAACAAUUUUGGGAAACAACACUGAUCAUGCCAUUUCACCAUUUGUCCAACUUGACCCAAGGAGACCCCAUUACAGGGGCCUUUCCACUCAGCUGCUCAGUCCUCCAGGGCCCACAUCAGUGACAAGUGAAAAUAUAAAUAAGAAGUUGCCAUCGACAUUAUGUUGGCCUCUCUCUCCCCUCAGAGUCCAUUUAUCAUCAAGUGUUUUGCCCUCAGUUUCUUGUGCCCUUCCCAGAAGUGGCCAAACCAGCACAAACAGGAACCAUACUUUCUAGUGAGCAGGUUUGCCUUUUGUUGGUUGGCUGUGGGAUUCCCCAAGGCACUGAUAUGGAGCCUUUUGGGAAAAUAAAAAUCAAAAGGCCUCUACAUUGUGCACUAAAGAAAUGUCACCUUCUGCUUUGCAAAGGGUGUGCCCUUCAAGGCAAGAGACCCAAGUGGCACUGAGCUUCCUCAGAAUGGGAGUCCCUAGAGAAACUUGUCAUGUGCCAGGAGUCAAAUGUUUGGAUGCUCCUUGGUUUGUGUUAAGCCACACUGAUGUGGUGACAGACAGAAAGUCAAGAAGGUGUGAGAGGAGAGGACCAUUUCUUGACUGUUUUCAGAGGCCUUCAUGGAUCUCCCCAAAUCAGGUGCAUCCCAGAGGUGUAUUGCAGGUGUGGGCUAAAACCCACAUUUCAUGCCUUGAUAUUCACUUCCCCACAGCACACAGCCCUGUUCUCUGCUUUGCCAGAGCUCCUUCCUAUUAUCUUCCACCUUCCAGGAGGAGGAAGGCACAGGUCCUCACUAAGCAGGUUGGGGGAUAGAGGUGGUACUUAGUAAAUGAGAGGCUAGGGCCCUGGACUGGUGACCAGGAAGCCAAGAUAGUCACAUGUCAGGCAGGCCUGACUCAGGUCCAGUUUCAUCCUGGUUCUCUGGAAUACCUUGGGGAAGUCCCAGAGGAGGCAGCCCACUCAUGUGGGGAACUUCUUCUAAGACGGGAGUGAAAGAAGCUCCCUAGGAGGGAUGAGCAGUGCUAGAGGGUACCCUGUGUCAUGGCACAGUGAUGUGGCCAGAGGCAGCCUCACAGCUUUCCUGGGUGGCAUUUUAUGUGUCUAUAAAGGCCCUUCUAAUCCUGAAGAGCUCACAUCUGGAUAACAAGACAAUCAAUCUUGUGAUAGUCAACAAUUAUUGAGUACAUAAUGUGGGAGAGAAGCUGGCAUUGAGAUUUUUCCUUGAAAUCACUUCUGGCAACAAUCCUGUUGGAUAGAUUUUACUAUUAUCACCAUUUUUCAGAUGAAGAAACCAAGUUCUAGAGAACUUGAGCAUUUCCCAGUCUCAGGGCCAGAAAGUGGCCAAGUGAGAAUUAGAAUCCAAGCAAUCUGACUGAGGUGUGCGUAAAUGUCACCACUCCUUUCAAAAUGCCACUACCUCUCCAAGGCUAAGCUAAUGAAAUACUAACAGUCAUGUGCUUUCAUGUUCAAGUUUUUUUUCUGAAGGUGGGUUUACAUUAGAUCACAGGAAUAGUGGGGAGAUUAAGGUGGAAGAUAGGUAGAUAUAUGUAAGUAGGCACAUGAGAAAGACUUUUUUUUUCUUUUCAUCAAAGCCUGCCCAUUGUGCAUACACUAUGGCUACCACACAUACUUCUGACUGGGCAUUUCUGACUUAGCCUAGAGUAGCAGGCAGAGUACUGAGAUGUCCUGGGGCUCCAGGAAGUGCUUUGCAAGAAUACAGAAUGGCCCAUGUGUGUAUGGGAAGGGGGACGGGGCUAAUGCCUGGUACUUUAAGCAGAUGGUAUUUUGUACUUGAUGUACCAUCAUUACAUAAAUGGAGGAACUUCUGUGAGGGUUUUGCAAGAAGCUUAGGGAUUUGCUGUCAUUCAAGUCAAAUAACUCAAAUGAAGACACUCAUUGAGGACAGAGACAUGGGAAGCAACAGUGGAUGUCAAAGCAACCAGAGACUGACAGGACCUCCUUCCAACCCCUGAGGCCAAGGGCCAGGGCUGGGAGAUGGAGUUACUAUAGCCAAGUAAGAAGUGGGCUGUGCAGGGCUGUCCAGAAGGACCUGGGCAAGGAAAGUCUUUAAGAAGUAUGGGAGGUUGGGAGGGAGCAGAGUAGAAAUUUCCCAUCUGAUGUCCUCCUGUCCUAUCUCCCUGAACCUAAUGGGAAGCUGGCCAGCAGAGGAUUCUGUAUGCUGUGAUCUUGGGAGAAAGAACAGGAUGAUUGCCAUACAACAGGCAGACCUGGAACUCAGCCUUGGGUAGGGCGGAGAUUCAGUGAUAGGAUGGAGGAAGUGCCACAAGCUUCCAAGAAGUAUCUGAGUGUCAGCAAGCUGAUACUAAAAGUGGGUCUGAGUGGGGAGUCUGGUUCUCCUACACACUUUGUCCUGAAGUGUGCUAUCUGGAGCUUGGCCUGUGACUCACUGCUUUCAUCUGUAGAGAGCAUUUAGAAUCAUCCAUGCCUGCCAAUGUGCCCUCACUGAUCUGUGCUUUCCUAUGGCCUAGCUGGUGAAAUGGCAUCCCCUGAGAGAAGACCACCAGGGUCAGGUGGCAUCUGAGCAUCUGCUACAAACUUUGCCCUUGUGAGAGUCCCCCCUCCUCCGGACCACAGCCCAUGAAGAGCAGGGGAGGAUAUUCUGCAGUGCCUCAACCAUGCUACAGUGCCCACAGCUCACUGGGAGAACCACUUCAUGAGAUGUUUAUAGAGCUAGCACCGUUCAGACUGCCAUGAGGGAAAGGAAAAUGAGGCAGGGCAGCCUUGUCUUCAGAUUUUGAGUUGGGGAUAGAAGAGAGUCACUCCCAAAUGUUCUGUGAACAAACGCUGAGCAUAGAAGCAUGAAUGCAGGCCAAGUGGACCACAGAUGCUUCACAGAGAGUGUCCUGCUAGGAAAACUUGGAAGAAGAAUCAAGUGCAUCCAGGGAAGAGGGUGAUACACAGGUAAAGGCACAGGCAAGAGUGAACAUGGUGUACUUGGAAGUCCAAGACCUUAGAGAAGGUGAUUGUGAGGGAGGUGAGGGUUGGAAAGUAGAGUGCUUAAUCCCGUCCUGUCGUAUAAACUGUAGGCAGCCGUGGGAGGGCCUUGGAUUGAUUUGGGUCCACCAGGAUGGGCUAGAGUCAGGAAGUUCAAGCAGUUAGGAGACAGGCUCACUGGAUGCCCCCAUGGGACCUCUCCAAUGACAAAUCUACCAAGUGAGGCAACAUAUAUAGUUACCACCUUGAAGUAAUUAUAGGCAGUGCUGGUUUGCUUUCUUCAGAAGCAGAAACAGAGUUAGGGGUACAAAGGAUUAUUGGCAGAUAGCAUCUGUGACAGGAGGGCAGUGGGGCUGUCAGGAAGACAGUCCCACCUCCCCAUCAGAGUAGCCUAGGGGCAGGCAUGGCUGGUUGCCUCAGAAGAAUGGCCUGAGCUGCCAGAGAAGGCACCCCUGAGAGGUCAGAGCUCAGGGAUACUUACCAUUCUCACACAGUAGGACAGCCUGAUGCUCUCCAGGGACACCUGGUACUAAAGUGCAGCCUUGCAGAGAUUUGUCUCCACAGUGUCUCAUACAGCAGGACUUCCCAAAAUGCUUCGCCCAAACUCCAGUGCUGGAUUCUUCAAUGUGGCUUGGUCAUUUGGGUGCUCUGGCAACUGAAAGCCCUCUCCCCUCUUCUCUCCUUCUCCCCUUGUCCCCCCUCUAUCCUCCUGCCCCCUCUCCCUCCUCCCUCCUUCCUCCUCCUUCACUCCCCCUCCUCCCCUCUUCCCCCCAGUUCUCAGAUUAGAACUGGGUGUAGAGAAGGUUGAAAACAAUGCCAGGGUUUAGCGGAUUCCAACCAUUCUCCUCACAAUAAUUGCAGCCUCAGCUGCCACCAGGGAUGCAGCAGGACCUCUCCACUCCUGGGGCAGGAGAUGUACAGACACACUGUUUAUAUAGCAUUUAUUAAAAACAAGCUUUAGUAACAAGUAAAAGAGAAUCUUUUAUUACCAUCCAGAGCCACAAUCCUAAACCAUUCCAGUGAUAAAAUAUGUCUCCCCUGAAAACUUACUUUGUUGAUCUAAGUUUAAACAGUGGCUGUCUAGAGUUUUAAUAAGAUAUACAUAAGCUUAAAAUGUACAUGUUUUUAUUAUAUCCUUUAAUUAACAAUAUGUUCUACAUGGAAGUGAGUGUGGAGAACUCCCAGUUAAUGGGCAUGACUGGGACAUAGGAAAUCAACUGGUCGGUUGUGUUGUUUUGUUUUUCUUUUCUUUUCCAGUAAAUUCAGAGUGAUUUGGAAUCCAAGCUCCAUGGGGCAAGUUUGGUCUCCAGUCUCUGCAAGAUUACAUUUCUGCACUUGCAGAGUAGAUUUGAAAUAACCAAGAGUUUUAUACUCAGUUCCUUUAAUCUGGCAUUCUGAGUGACCACUUGAAUGUUUACUUGUCUAAAUAUUUUUGGCUGCAGACAUAUUAGAAAACCACAAGAAUUGGUCCCAAAGAAACCUAGACAUGCUAUUUAUAGAAUUUGAUGUGGAAUGGGAUUUUUAUGCAUCUUGCCCUAUCUUAUCUUUUUAGUUAACACUUUUUCUACCUACUUGUGUAUCUGUUAUUCAACAUGAAAUAAAUUUUUCAAAAUAAACUAAGUGUUCUAUGACCAAUGAUGAGUGAAGAUCAACUGACAAAUCUCACAUAAAGAGAAGUUCAGUUUUGACAAAAUCAUUGACAAAUUCAUAGAAGUUAUGGCUUAAAAAUUGUAAUUAUUCAUUAAUGUGGCAGACCAACAUCUAGGUAUAUGUUCCUCCCAUUUUUCAACAUAUGCAUUACUGUAAUUAAAGAGUAUUCAUACAUGACUUUUUCCUUUUUACUGUGAUUUUUUUUAAUUUAUUAUGAUAAUACAAAAUUCAAUAAAAGAACAUUUUUACA